AUGAGCACCAGGCGGAUGCAGGCGUUUGCUGCUCUGCUGGUGGUAGGCUUCGUCACAACGAUCGCCAUAUUCAUGUUUGCGCACAACUACUUGGGCCUCAGCAUGCACCAGGUCUAUGUGAUCGGACAGCGGAACAGCACCAACCGGCGAUGGAUGAUGGCGCGGCAGAUGGAGUUCCAGGGGAUCCCGUUUGCAUUCGCGCGGCCCGUGACUGCCGCAGACAUCGACCACCCAGAAAAGUACAUGCGCUGGGUGGGCGAAGAGGACUCAGAGGACCUGGCCGCGUACCGGACGCACAUGAACGUGAUCAACGAUGUGCUCGACAAUCUUGUGGACAUGGAGGUGCUGCCCAAGACAUGGGACAUUGUGUAUGUUGGCCACUGUGGGCACGAUAACAAGCGGCCGAACUGCUGCACGUACGCAUAUGCAGUUUCGCAGCAGGGCGCAAGGCGGCUCAAGCGCGCACUGGACAAUAUCUGGCCGAAUCCUAGGGUGCCAUUUGACCAGGAGUUGAUCAAGAUGGUCGAGCCAGAGUACCUCGAGGCGUACAGUUCGCUCUAUGCGCUGCUGGAGCAGCAGCGCUUCAACAAGAUCAACGGCAAAGUGUGAUCGGCG
Messenger RNA from Linderina pennispora, 615 nucleotides. RefSeq lists its product as uncharacterized. The coding region runs from base 1 to 609 and encodes 202 amino acids. The record is from RefSeq and is a predicted model, not a curated record. Lineage: Eukaryota; Fungi; Kickxellomycota; Kickxellomycetes; Kickxellales; Kickxellaceae. The transcript is spliced from 7 exons.